This is a messenger RNA of Biomphalaria glabrata, 3906 nucleotides long. RefSeq lists its product as uncharacterized. The transcript is spliced from 29 exons. Gene Ontology annotation, molecular function: scavenger receptor activity. Bases 321 to 3893 code for a protein of 1190 amino acids. The record is from RefSeq and is a predicted model, not a curated record. Lineage: Eukaryota; Metazoa; Mollusca; Gastropoda; Planorbidae.
CUAUGGGCUUUUGUCUAGUUCUCUCCCACAAAUCGAUAGUAGUUAUCUUUUCUGGCCACCUAAUUCCUAAUAUCCGGCAUUGGCAUUGAGAAAAGCCUGUAUUACAAUAAUAUUAAUACAAUAAUGUUUUGGCAUCCUCCAAUAAAAAGAUCUCAUUCCCAGACUGAAAGUUUUAAGGUGCCCCUAUUUUUUUUAUCCUUGAAAUAAAAGACCGAUAAAGAACAGUUUGAAAUAAACCAUAUCCUCCUGGCUAAUCAUAAUGAGCCCGCACUAAACACAUUUUCUACCCGGGCGAUAAAAGGACGUUUUUAAAUCUCAGUAUGAAAGAGUUAUCUUUACAGUCAGCUACUUUAUUUCUGUGUGCCCAGGUAGUGUCACUCACGCAAGAAUAUAGUAACCUGAUGACCAUGGGUAAAAGAUUUGCGCUUAUGUUACCGACAGUAACAUCAAAAUCUAGCAAAUCCACGCUGAUCCUAGUGUCACCAAGCGAAGAGCUCACUGUUUCAUUAAAGACUAGACACAUUCCUCCUACUUACAAUGCUCUGGAUAUUAAUCUAACUGUUGGAAUUGACAUAAUUUGUGCCUAUAAUAUACCUUACAACAAUAUGUGUGAAAACGGUCGGUGGAUAACAUUUGAUCUGAUGGCCAUCGAUAUAUUUAGUGUGACCGUCUUUACUAUGUAUGACCAGACGUCUUAUGCGACCUUCAUUGCUCUACCAUUAACCAGCUGGGGAAGAGAAUACUAUGUCUAUACACUAGAUCGUACCGCCUCUAUGGUAAUUAUAGCUGGAUUGAAACCAGUGAGUGUGACGGUCACAUUUCGGCUCACUAGCACAGAUACAAACUUUGAGUAUAACGGAACAAACUACUCGGACAACUCGGAGAUGGUGAUUUCCUUGGCUCGGCUUGAAGGUUUUGAAUUAUCUUUUUGUCUGCAUCCAGAAUCGGUCAUAAACCUGCGAGGGACAAAGCUGAACGCUACUUGGCCUGUAGGAGUGGUGUCGGGCAGCUGUAGAACGAACUACAAAAGUCCGUCAUGUUCUGUGCCUCGUGAUACGGCAGAAGCUAGUUUUGAAAUGAUUUUACCUGUGGAAAUGUUUGGCACUGAGCAUAUUGUUCCUAUUGUACCUGACCGCACUUCCAAAGGUCAAGUAUUGAUUAAAGCCACAAAGAAAACGUCAAUAUCUGUCAAAACUGUUUCUAUGGAGCGCCAAACCAACGAAAUUGAAGAUUUUGAACGGAUAGUUACGCUUGAGAGUAUUACUCAGUUGAAUAGCACCGAUGGCCCUGUCCAAGUUUAUUUUGCGCAAUACUCACAAUGUAAUACAGAGCAAUUCGGAGGCGUGGCUUUAAGUGUAGUCGUCCCCAACAACUUAUUUUUUUGCAAAUAUUUAUUUGUAAUAUUUACCUCACGUAAUGCCAGAAGUUAUGUUAUAGUAGUAACACCCAAGUUACCUGAAGGGCGAAUAAAAAUUAAAAUGGAUCAUGGCGUAACUCCCGAUAUUAAUUGGCUUGAUUCCUACAAUGAUUUUGACCAAGGACAUAUUUCUGUCCGGAGCGGUAUACACGAAAUUCGGUCUGAGGGAGAUCAAACAUUUGGCUGUUACAUCUAUGGAGAAGGGUUUGGAGUAGAAAAGUCCUUUGCGUUUAUGCAUCCCGCUGGCAUAGCCUACAGUUCAAAGCAAUGUACGAUGACGUUGUCUACGAUGAGAAACAAUGAUGAACAAGACAACGAUUGUGACGGCUUCAGUGAAGAAGAAUACUACGACUUUGAAGAUAAUGACUUUGAUGGCCUAAUUGACGAGGAUGUUGCUACGAAAGUUGCAGGAAGUCAUUGUGCUGGAGAAGGUUUCUGUGACCAUGAGGAAGAAGUGUGUUUUGCUGGAUGUUUGCCAGGAUAUCAAGGGCCUUGCUGCUCGCUCUUAAACAACUUUUGUCUGAAUAAUGACACCUGUAAUCCUGCCAACGAAUCAUGCCCCAACGGAUGUCAAGAUGGAUACUACGGUAGUUGCUGCUUACAGGUGAAAAAUUUUUGUCUGAAUAAUGACACGUGUAAUCCUGUCAACGGAUCAUGCCCCAACGGAUGUCAAGAUGGAUACUACGGUAGUUGCUGCUUACUGGAAUGUCCCGGAAAUUGUGAAAGUACAUGCAAUGUCGUCAACGGUUCUUGUGAUAAAUGUAGAGAAAAUUAUUAUGGUGAAUAUUGUAACCAAAGUUGCAGUCCAGGUUGUCUAGAGGAUACGUGUAAUAAACAGGAUGGAAGCUGCACCUGUAAAGAAGGUUUCUAUGGUGCAAUGUGUUUCCAAAUGAAAAGCUUUUGUCGGAACAAAGAGACGUGUAAUCCUUUUAACAGAUCAUGCCCCCACGGAUGUCAAGAUGGAUACUACGGUGGUUGCUGCUUACAGUUGAAAAACUUUUGUCUGAAUAAUGAGACGUGUAAUCCUGCCAACAGAUCAUGCCCCAACGGAUGUAAAGAUGGAUACUACGGUAGUUGCUGCUUAAAGGAAUGUCCCGGAAAUUGUGAAAGUAUAUGCAAUGUCAUCAAUGGUACUUGUGAAAAUUGUAGAGAAAAAUUUUAUGGUACUAAUUGUAAAAAAAGGUGCAGUCCAGGUUGUCUAGGGGAUACAUGCAAUCAAUGGAAUGGACGCUGCGACUGUAAGGAAGGUUUUUAUGGUGAAAUGUGUUUGAAAAAGGGACUUCCCUUUAAAGAGGGCUGGACAUGCCAUUGUGCCGAUGGUAAUUGUUCUGAAAAUGAUGGAAGCUGUUUGACCACAGAUCGAUGUCACAAUGGCUGGUUCGCUUUUUCUUGUCAGUAUAUAGACAUAGCUCCUGAAGCAGACUUGGGAGACAUGGACAGUGUCCGACUUCUCACUGACAACGAUGACUCGACGUGCGUCAAUGUGACUAACAAUACGAUCCAAGCGACCUGGUCGUACCUUGUCCCAGUUACAUGGUUUCGUUUAGUUUUCGAACUCAAAGCUAACGUUGAAGACUUUGACAUAAAAUAUUUUGAAAAAAACGCAACAUAUUUAUGCCUGCAUCCAAACAUUAUUUACCCAACUGAAUGGAAUAAUACUAUCGAUAUAGAAUGCGAAAAAGAUUUGCAUCUUCAAAUACAGACUUUAGUUGUAUCUUGGCAAGGAGAUGGACUUUGCUGUUCUUUCCAUGUCAGCGGAUCCAGAAAUUUAGCUCAUAAUAACGUGUGGAAGAAAGUUUUGAGAAACUACAAAACAAUCUCAAAAGUAGAAAAAGUGGAAGCAGCUACCGACGGCAAUUACGAAACUUGUGUUUCUGUGAGUUCUUACCAAGUAUUGGAGCUGACAUUUAGCAGCAGUAUACACGUCAAUAUGAUUUCAUUAUAUACUGAUUUUAAACUGCCUCCUAGAAUCACAAAUUUCAAAGUACGAACCUGGCUAGGCGGUAAGAUGUUGCCUUUAAACAUGACUUCAUCAAUGGACGAUCUUUACGUUUCAAGUUUCGCUCUAGAUGAUAUCUUAAUAUUGAGAUUCCUUCAAAUUUCAGUGAUUGGAGGUUCUCAAAGUUUGUGUGAAGUAGAAAUCAUUGGGGAUUGUGACAAUCCUAAAAUUGGUUUUGAAUGCGAGUAUUUCUGCAGCUUGACUUGUGUUGACCAGAGUUGCAACUACAUUGGCAUGUGCUAUGAGUGUGUUGAGGAAAGAUAUGGGAAAUAUUGUGAAGAGGAAAUGUCUACCAAUAGUACAGAAACUGAAUACAUUGAGAACAAUGAAACUUUAUUCCCGAGUACGACUGACAGGGAGACCGAUAAGACAACGAAUUUUUCGUUUCUUUUGCUUAUGGUAGUCAUAGCGACUUUGACCGUCUUAUACAAUGUCUGCUUUGUUAAAAGAAAAGAUUCUUAUCCAGAUGGAGAAUAAAAAGAACUUACAA